AUGACCUCACCAAGCGCUGGAAGUUCUCUUUGGUUGCUGGACAGCGGAUGCAGCCAGCACAUGACAUCGGAUAAACAAUGGUUUGAAGAUUUGACGGAGAUGGACGAACCGGUAUGCGUGGAGCUUGCUGAUGGGAGCACUCUGAAGAGCUCAAUGGUGGGCACAAUCAGAGCACAAGCACCCGAUGGGACAACGGUGCGUUACACCGAAGUGCUCUACGUACCCGGAUUGAAGUCCAACCUUCUCUCUUAUUGUCAACUGCUGAAAAAGGGAGCUCGAAUCAACACAAAUGCUGAAGGCGACGCCGAGAUCAGCAUGCCUGUUGGAGAUGGGCAUGUACGAAUUGGACUUGGCAAGGACGUGCAUGGAGUGCUCAUGGUGGAUUAUGAGCCAGCAGUUGCUUCUGCCCAUGAAUCUGGACACACUCAUGAGGAUGCGCAUGGUCAUGGCGAAUUGAACGGUCAAUCUGCUCCUGCAUCCGUCACCUACCGUAUUGCGCACAUGGCUCGUGUCGUGAGGGACAUGGCACGUGAUGGUGACAAGGACACUCAUUUACCGGGCACGUUUGAUGAUAUGCUGCUGGACGCUGAGACGUUUCUUGGACAUCAGCAGCACACGAAUGAAGACUCACCCCACGUUGCGGUGUGGACUUCAGGGGGAGAAGGAAAACAGUCCGCGGUGGGUAAAGGGGACUCCACGGACCAAGACUUACAUGGAGCUGAUGAAGACAAUGCUAUCGAAGGAAACGGAGGUGCUGCAGCAAAUGGGUUACCUGCAGCAGAUGUAACUGUAUCAGAGGAAGUUGAAGAUGAUGAUGCUGGAAACAAGGUGGGAUAUGCAACUACGGGUGUGCGCAUGGCUGCCUUGACAUACAAGGAAACAAAAGACAUGGUCACGGAUCAGCCCACACUCGCCAAAGACGGACAUGACAUCACCUGCAGCCGCAUGUGCGGCCUCCAACCGAUUCCUCAUGGAGCAAAAUCUGCAAAUGGUCAGCAAGUCAAUGGUGCUGGUGCAACACUCACAUGUGCGGACUUCUCGCAAUGUGCUGGACAACAAGGCGUUACGUAA
Messenger RNA from Closterium sp. Yama58-4, 1071 nucleotides. The record is from the annotation of a GenBank genome assembly. Lineage: Eukaryota; Viridiplantae; Streptophyta; Zygnematophyceae; Desmidiales; Closteriaceae.